This is a messenger RNA of Cajanus cajan (pigeon pea), 438 nucleotides long. NCBI's taxonomy places the organism in Eukaryota, Viridiplantae, Streptophyta, Magnoliopsida, Fabales, Fabaceae. The record is from RefSeq and is a predicted model, not a curated record.
AUGACAUCAAAUGCACACCCUGCGGCCAAGUUCCCUCCCCGCCGCCGCCAUCUCCGCCGCCUCCGGCCCCUCCCACCACCACCUCUUGCCCUCCGCCGCCGUCUCCUCCCAGCUCCGGCGGCGGCGGUACUUACUACUCCUCCCCGCCCCCACCCGCUCAGUACACCUACUCCUCGCCGCCGCCGCCGACGUCCCGGAGGAACCGGCGGCGGGUAUUACCCUCCGCCGAAUAAGUACUACCCAACGCCGCCGCCGCCGAACCCAAUUGUGCCUUAUUUUCCGUUUUACUAUUACAGCCCGCCGCCGCCGCCGUCCACGGCGGCUCCUCCGCCGGGGAAAGGGGCGUUGGUGUGCCCGCCGCCGCCGCCGUCCACGGCGGCUCCUCCGCCGGUGAAAGGGUCGUUGGUUGUUGAUGUGGAAGUUGUUGACAAUUUGUAA